AUUCCCUACAGCCUACUGAUAGCAACUUUUGUUUCUAUUCAGAAAAAUGUGCUCAAACAGGCUUUAACACACAUACAGGCCUGUCGUGAUCUUUGUAGACGAAUCAACGCCGGGAGACAGGCAUCAGGGCGUGAUGAUAUCGCCAUCUUGUUGACACUCUAUGAAUUCGAAGCGAAGGCAAAACUGGGAGAAAGUGACGCUAGUCUGGAGUCAUGCCUUCAGAAGGCAAUAGCACUACCAUAUUGUGAAGCCAAGACGUUCGAAACUUUAGCAGCACUAGCAGUCGAACCGCCUGCCUUCUAUAAAGACAUCAGUAUGAAGUCACUUCGCCUUGCGGUGAAGAAGCACAAGAAUUCAAACAGUGUAGACUUCAACAAACUGAGUAAGGUUUAUCACAGUCUCAUUGAGAUGUCUCUAAACGCUGGUAGCAGUAGUGACGCCAACAGUAAAGAGGAGGCCUGGGGUAUCUAUCAGGAGAUACUAGAAUGUAUAGAUGACAAUGAAAAGGCAACCUACCCGGAAAUGGAAGCUAUAUGGCUGAUGACAAAAGCAUGGAACUGCGGGAUUCAUCUAUUUAGCUCUGGUCGGCUCAAAGCUGCCGAGAAGUGGUGCGCAACAGCUAUGCGACUAUUGCAGCAGUUGAAUGGCUUUAAAAACAACUACGAAUCUAAGAAUGAUGGAAAUAUCCCAUCCAAGGUUCACGUUCAAGUCGAAAAUGGAUCCUUUUCCUUUUUAAUAUCCUCGUCACCAGUCCACAUGCCUUUUUUAGAAUGAUGGAAGUGAAACAUCUUGAAUUCUCGCACGCGUUCGUACUCCAUACCAGCCCCCACGACCCUCUCCAUUAUAUCCCAGUCUUCUCCACCCCAUUUGUUUUUAAACUUCUCUUCGUCUAGACCACCAAUUCGAUCCCAAUCUGACUUGUACAUGGCUAUCAGGCCAUACCCUUGUUGUUCCCAGAAACCAUURGGAUCCACUGGGGAGUGGCCGGGGCUUAGUCUGAUGAUGACUGGAGAGUAGACGCUUCUUCCCUCGAAACAAUGCUACCAGAAUAAAGAAAAAGUCAUUAUAGUAACGUUAAACCAUAGGCAGC
Molecule: messenger RNA, 1090 nt
Organism: Actinia tenebrosa (Australian red waratah sea anemone)
Lineage: Eukaryota; Metazoa; Cnidaria; Anthozoa; Actiniaria; Actiniidae
Product: testis-expressed protein 11-like
Biological process (GO): meiotic cell cycle
Molecular function (GO): protein binding
Source: RefSeq, a predicted model, not a curated record